Messenger RNA from Hibiscus syriacus, 2791 nucleotides. Its product is annotated as protein MALE DISCOVERER 2-like. Gene Ontology annotation, biological process: protein phosphorylation. Gene Ontology annotation, molecular function: protein kinase activity; protein binding; ATP binding. The transcript has 13 exons. The record is from RefSeq and is a predicted model, not a curated record. NCBI's taxonomy places the organism in Eukaryota, Viridiplantae, Streptophyta, Magnoliopsida, Malvales, Malvaceae. Bases 505 to 2544 code for a protein of 679 amino acids.
CUUAAUUGUUUUUUGUUGAUUCAAAUUCUAAAUCUUUUUUACAUUUGCUUUUUCUUUGCUGCCUUUUUUAAAUCUCUGAUCAGAUUUCAGAAACCUCCUCUCAAACACCUUGUCUUCCUAACAAAGAAUCUAUCAUUUUUCUACUUCUUUUUUUAUAUUUGUUUUUCCAAAAUCCCAACAUUACCAUUUGCAAUUAUAGCACCAAAGAAGGGGGGAGAAAAGUUUUUUUUUGUACACCCUUUAUGCUUCAGGCUAACGGGUGUCGUAAGAUCAAGUGAAAAACAGAAGAAAUGGGAGACCCUGAUUUGAUCAAAGGUGGUGGAUUUACGUUUCCAUGUGAUACAGUUUUGCACUUAUGCAUUCUGUUUUUUUAACAUUUUGGUGGUGGUGGUGAUGCUUUCAUUUGUAGAGUGAAUUUGGAAGAGUUGUGUUUUUGUACAAGGAAAACCUGGCGUUUCUGCAUAGCGUCUACCUCUGCCACUGCAGAAAUUGGCUUAUCAAGUAAUGGGGGGUAGAUGGAACCCAAUUAGAUUCCAUUUGUUCAAAUUCUUCUUAUUGAUUCCAAGUUUCGUCAUUGAAGAGUCUUUGGCCAUUAACUCUGAUGGUUCGGCUUUAUUAAAAUUUCGAGCGAGAAUUGGCUGUGAUCCUUAUGGUGCUUUAUUGAACUGGAAUUCCAAUGAUAGCACACCAUGCAUGUGGUUGGGGGUUCAUUGUGUUGACAGUAAAGUGCAAAUGUUGGAUUUGGGUGCCCUUUCUUUGGAAGGAACGUUGGCGCCUGAGCUGGGGAAAUUAAGCGACUUAAGAUCACUUGUGCUCUAUAAAAACCAUUUCUCGGGCGCCAUCCCAAAGGAGUUUGGUGAGCUUACAAAGCUGGAGCUAUUGGAUUUGAGGAAAAAUAACUUGAGUGGAAUGAUUCCAUCCGAGAUACUCAACAUGCUGUCUCUAAAACACUUGUUACUUGGUGACAACAAAUUUGACAGCUGUAUUCCUUCAGAUCUCUGGAAACUAAAUUUGCUCUCCGAACUGCAGUUAGAUGAAAAUCUUAUGCCAACGUUGACUGCUGGAAUUGGCUGUGUAAAUAGGAAGCUUGGACUUCGGUUUAAGUUGCAAAAGGACUCUUUGGCUGAGAAUCAAGACCGUUGCUGCAGUGAUGUAGCUAGUUCAUCUGUGCAAGAAAUGGACCAUGAUGGCCUUAGGAAUGUUGUCCCUUUUGAACGUCGUAAGCUGGUUGAGCAGUCAAAGAACCUCCCGGCUGUACCUGCUCCUGCUGUGCCUUCCACUGAACAGAUCAUUUCCGUCCCAACUAUCAGUAGUGGGACUUUCUCUGCUGUGCCCAAAAAAAAGAAUCGUGAACGGGCACCACCAGUUGAUUCUACUCCUCAAGGGUCUACUAAUUCAGAGCCUGUUGACCAGUCAUCCGAAUCCUCUGAAGCAGAGCCACUUGCUCAAGCAGGCUCUGGAAACUUGUGGAAAUAUCUCAUUGCAAUUCUGUGUGUGGUCAUCUUGCUUGUUAUUGUGGUUGUGGUCAUCAGGUAUCAUAAACGGGCAGAACAAACUACAGGUCCUUGGAAAACUGGACUAAGUGGACAACUGCAGAAAGCUUUUAUUACAGGGGUGCCUAAGCUAAACCGGUCUGAACUUGAAGUAGCUUGCGAGGAUUUUAGCAAUAUAAUUGACAUGAUUGGUGGUUGUACAGUGUAUAAAGGGACUCUUUCCAGCUGUGUUGAGAUUGCUGUUGCAUCAAUUAGUGUUUCAUCUUUAAAGGAGUGGUCAGAUAACUCAGAAAUAGCCUAUCGGAGAAAGAUCGAUUCACUGUCAAGAGUUAACCAUAAGAACUUUGUCAACCUUAUUGGCUUCUGUGAGGAGAAUGAACCAUUCAGUAGGAUGAUGGUUUUUGAAUAUGCUCCGAAUGGAACCCUUUUUGAGCAUCUGCACGUCAAAGAAAUGGAGCACCUUGAUUGGACUGCAAGGGUGAGGAUCAUCAUGGGUGUAGCCUAUUGCCUCCAGUAUAUGCACGAUGAUCUCAAUCCUCCCUUACCUCAUUCAAACUUAAGUUCAAAGACCGUCUUUCUGACAGAUGAUUACGCCGCAAAGGUUGGAGAAAUUGCUAGUUUAGAAGGUAUAACCAAGUUAAAAUCCUCAGGUGAUGGUGAAUCAGAGCAUUCCGAGUUGCCACCAGUUGUUGAUCAGGAAUUGAAUGUAUACAGCUUUGGAGUAUUGUUACUUGAAAUCAUUUCUGGAAAGCUUGCUUACUCGGAAAAGCAGGGACCUAUCGAGAAAUGGGCCAGUGAACAUUUGAAUGAUAAAGGGAGCAUCAGCAAGAUGAUCGAUCCGAUCCUUAAAUCUUUCAAAUAUGAGGAGCUUGAGGUAAUCCGUGAUGUGGUACGCGAGUGCCUCCUAUCAGAUCCAAGGCAAAGACCAACAAUGAAGGAUGUCACUUCCAAAUUGAGGCAAGCCAUUAACAUCGCCCCUGAGCAAGCUGCACCAAGACUUUCCCCCUUGUGGUGGGCUGAACUAGAGAUUUUAUCAAUGGAGGCAACCUAGUCUCUCUUUGACCUCUCUUCUGUGUUGUAAGUCAAGCUCUCACUCUCUCUCACUUCGCCUCGAACCGGAAAGAAUUAGCUUUAUCGUCCUCCCCCACCCCACCCCCGAAAAAUAGUCCUUAUCCCUUGUAAUUGGUUUCCAAUUUUUGUGUCUUUGCUUUCAUAUACACACGCAUCAUACUUCUCCAGUCCUUCAAUCCUUUCAUUAUUGCCACCACUACCAUUGCAAUAGAUGUGUAUUUUAUACU